Messenger RNA from Dimorphilus gyrociliatus, 808 nucleotides. The record is from the annotation of a GenBank genome assembly. NCBI's taxonomy places the organism in Eukaryota, Metazoa, Annelida, Polychaeta, Dinophilidae.
UAUGAAUGAGUACAUUUUGCAAAUUCAAGCAAAUGACACAGAUGUAGGAUCAGUUCAAGGAAUAUUUUAUAAUCUAAUUUCUUCAGAAAUUGCAGUAACCCUAGAUGAAACUUUAGGAAUUAUAAGAUCAAAUGGAAAGUUUACACCUGGUAAAUACAAUGUAAAAGUGAUGGCAAUUGAGAAUACAGUAGAAGCAUUAUCUUCUUCAACAGAAAUUACUAUCAAUGUGGCUGAUGUAAAUGAGUGUUCAAUGAUAAAUCAACCUCAUUCCAAUGAUAAAAUACUUCUUAAUUCUACAGUUCCACUGGGAUUUCUUGUGACAAGAAUUGAGGCUGUUGAUUCUGAUUCUGGUUUGGAAGGAGAUAUGAUUUUUAGCAUUAAACAAACCGAAGAUUUGGAUAUAUUAGGUGUGAAAGAGAAUUCUAAUGAAAUUGUAACAAUUCAAUAUCCCCUUCCUAUUGGACAAUUUAAAAGCUAUAUUAUUGUAUCAGAUAGAUCAAGUAGUCCUUGCUCAAGCACAGCAACAUUUUAUGUUUUCAUUGAAAAGGGAGAUGAAGAAGUUGAAUUGUUAACAACCACAAACGAAAUAUCAAGCACAGAGAAAUUUGAUACAACUACAGAGGAAUUUGAUUCAACUAGCAAUUCCAACCAUCUCUCUGAAAUGGUGACCACAAGUCAGGCAGACAUUUUCCAGCAAGGUUUUGUAAGCUAUGUUAUUAUUGGAGUUAUUACUGCAACAACUGUAUUAGUUAUUCUAAUAAUUUCCGUUGUAUAUUUCAUUAUUCAAAAUAAGAAAAAAUUAUUUUAA